AUGGAUGAAGAUUUUUUAAUAAACAAUGAAAAUUUUCAUAAAAUUGGAUUAGCAUUUGUCACUAUAAGCUUUAUACUUGCUUUUAUUAUUCUUGUUAAAGUAUUUUUUACAUUACUUUUUAUUAAUCUUCAACAAAAAUAUACUACUAAAAUUGAUGGAUUUGUCUUUGAAGAGGCUAAAGAUUUAGAUACACCAACAGAAUCCUGGCUAUCAAUUGAUGUUGAAAACGACGAUCCAUGUGUUAUCGAAACAAUUGUUUAA
Strongyloides ratti is the source of this 261-nucleotide messenger RNA. RefSeq lists its product as hypothetical. The coding region runs from base 1 to 261 and encodes 86 amino acids. The record is from RefSeq and is a predicted model, not a curated record. The transcript has a single exon. Lineage: Eukaryota; Metazoa; Nematoda; Chromadorea; Rhabditida; Strongyloididae.